Molecule: messenger RNA, 2522 nt
Organism: Monodelphis domestica (gray short-tailed opossum)
Lineage: Eukaryota; Metazoa; Chordata; Mammalia; Didelphimorphia; Didelphidae
Gene: SERPINB12
Product: serpin family B member 12
Biological process (GO): negative regulation of endopeptidase activity
Molecular function (GO): serine-type endopeptidase inhibitor activity
Source: RefSeq, a predicted model, not a curated record
UCCCACGGCUAUGUCCCUGGAACAGACGGCCACAAAAGCACGGGUAGACAGAGCCUGGUUCCCUAGUCUUCUACACAUCACAGAAGAUCUCUAGGGUAAUUAUCAAAAUGAUGCCAUCUCAGACACUUCCUAGCUGUGUGACCCUGGGCAACCUACCUUGAACUUCACAAUGGACUCCCUCGUGACAGCCAAUACCAAGUUUUGCUUGGACCUUUUCAAAGAGCUAAGCAAAGAUGAUGGAGCAAACAUCUUCAUUUGUCCUCUGAGCAUUUCAGCUGCCUUUGGCAUGAUUAGUCUAGGGGCUAAAAGCUCUACUGCAGGUCAGAUCAAUCAAGUGCUACACUUUAAUGAAAUUUCACAAAGUAAAAGCACAGGGUGUGAAGUUUCUUCAAAAGGAACAAGUCAAGAAGUCCAAGGGGAUCAUCACAAUCUAGUGGAUCAGAAAGAGAAGACAGAACCUCCAAAUUCACAGAUUACAAGAUCAUUGAGUGAUGGGAAUAGAGAUUUCAACUUCUACUUUGGGAAGCUUCUCCAGAAGGUGGCCAGGAUAAAAUCUGAUUGUACCCUGAGUAUGGCCAAUAGAUUGUAUGGAGAUCAGGAAUUUCCCAUUUAUGCUGAAUAUUCAGAUAAUGUGAUGGAAUUUUACCAUACGACCAUUGAAAGCUUGGAUUUCCAAAAAGACACAGAAAAAUCCAGACAACAAAUUAAUUUCUGGGUUGAAUGUCAAUCCCAAGGUAAAAUCAAGGAACUCUUUGGCAGAGACAGCAUUACUGAUUCUACAGUGCUGGUGCUGGUGAAUGCUGUCUACUUCAAGGCCAAAUGGGAAAAAAGUUUUGAUCAUGAAAAGACAGAAGAUUCAGCUUUCUGGCUAAACAAGAAUGAGCAGAAAAAUGUGAAGAUGAUGAGACAGCAGAAUACUUUUAGAAUUGGUUACAUAGAAGAAUUAAAUACACAGAUUCUUGAGAUGAACUAUACUAAAGGAAAACUCAGCAUGUUUGUGUUGCUGCCCCCUUUCCCUGAUGAGGACUCCACUGGACUGGAAGAGCUUGAAAGAAAUAUGACUCAUGAAAAAAUAACAGAAUGGACCAGUCCCACUAUUAUGUGUGAAGAAAAGGUGGAUGUCUCCUUCCCCCAAUUCACCAUGGAAAGCAACUUGGAUCUGAAUUUUAUUCUCCAAAAAAUGGGGAUUGUAGAUAUCUUUGAUGAAGCCAAGGCUGAUCUUAGUGGAAUAUCUUCAAGCCCUAACCUGUACUUGUCAAAAGCUAUCCACAAGACGUUUGUGGAAGUUAGUGAGGAUGGUACCGAAGCAGCAGCUGCCACUGGAGCUGUGGUUUCAACAAAGUCUGCAUCACCUUAUGUGCCAUUUUAUACCAAUCACCCAUUUCUGUUUUUCAUCAAAGACAACAAAACAAACACCAUCCUUUUCUAUGGCAAAGUCUGCUCUCCUUGAGAAUGGAUCUAUUUCCCUCCAUUUUUUGGAGCAGCAAGAAAAUGGUACCAUAGCCUCUUUGUUAUAACAUGGCCUGCAUUAGAGCUUAUUAGUCACCCAUCCCCACUAGCCCCAACUCCCAGCUAUCACCCAGUGCCACUUCCUGUUCCUCUCCUGGGGGCUUACUCAACACAUCAAUUAGCUGAUACUAUUUUUCUCUUUCCUGACAAUUCCUCUGCCAGCUCCCAGGUCCACUUGUCUUCACUGACUCCUAGAUUUCCACAUCAAUAAAGUUCAGAAAAAUGUUUAUUUAUUUGUUUUUCUCUGUUGCUAAUGAAUCAUGAGAACCCUAGAUUACUCAGAAAAGAGACUGGUUCCAUUAGUGAACAACCUAAGAAAAAAAAAUUGAAGCCUGGGUGUUUUCUGUAAGUCAUAUCUGCCUCUGCAGUGGAGACAAGAGUCCUGGGGGAAAGGCAUCAGGGCAUAUCAGCAGGAAAAAUGCACUGUCUUUCUUCCAUCCUCUUCUGUGGCAAGGAAGAUUGCUCUCUAUCAUCAACUAAUUUAUCCACAAGUAUUUAUUUUGUGGCAGGCACUGUGCUAAUUCCAUUCAAUAAACAUUUAAGUAACUACCAUAGGAACUUAAAUAAGGCUCAAGUCCACACAAACCUUAAAGUAGGAAAAUAAAUCAAAUGUACCUAGGUUAAUAUUUACCAUAGGCUGAAAAUCAUUUGUGAUUAUAAACCAGAUUAGGCUUAUCCUCUCCUUUGUGAACAGGUAUAUAUUAACUAUGCAUCCUUUGUAGGGAAAAGGAAGGUGAGAUUUCUUAGGAUUUGAGUUAUGGAAAUGUCAUGUUUUGUCUACUAUAAAUGCUGAGAAAUAAAACCCUCACAUCUGUAUCCUGAUGAAUCUUGGGGAAGGGGGAAGAGUUAACCUUUCUAUUCUGUCUUCCUUGCUAACGUAUCAUCUGUAUUGAUUUAAAAUGUUCAUCUUAAGUAAACAAAGAUACUGACUGCUAACUAAAAUGUCCAAAUCAAGUUGCUAAAUAAUUAAAGCCUUUUUUUACUAAACAAAACAAUAAAGAUAUGAACUACAA